Molecule: messenger RNA, 711 nt
Organism: Drepanopeziza brunnea f. sp. 'multigermtubi' MB_m1
Lineage: Eukaryota; Fungi; Ascomycota; Leotiomycetes; Helotiales; Drepanopezizaceae
Biological process (GO): mRNA cis splicing, via spliceosome
Cellular component (GO): catalytic step 2 spliceosome
Molecular function (GO): RNA binding
Source: RefSeq, a predicted model, not a curated record
AUGACGACCGCACACAGACCCACCUUCGACCCAGCCCGCGGCAAAGACGCGCAGCGCGGACCCGCCUACCAUCAACGUCUGCUGCCUGCUCACACGCAGCUCAAAGUUCGACAGCCGGGCCAGGGAGGGGACGCAGACAAAAAUGUGGUGGUGAGGGAUUUGAGGGCUGAAUUGCUGCAGGCCGAGGCGGCGCAUUUUGCGAAAGUUAAGGGGGGUCCCGCGCCGGCUGUGAUUGAGGAGAAGGCCGGGACUGAGGAUGUGGGUGGUGUGAAGAGAAUGCUGGAGGGGGGCGAGGGAGAAGAGGAUCCCGAGGCGAAGAGGAGGAGGGUUUUGGAGGAGACGAGGGAUAUCGAUGCGGAUAGUGAGGAAGAAGACGAGGAGGAUAGUAGCGAGGAUGACAGUGACGACGAAGAUGAAACUGCAGAGCUACAGAGAGAAUUGGAGAAGAUCAAGCGCGAGAGAGCUGAGAAGAGGGAGCAAGAGGAACGAGAGAAAGCCGCGGCGGAAGAAGCUUCCCGAGAACAUGAUAUUGCACUUGGGAAUCCCUUACUCAACAAAUCAGACUUCAACGUCAAGCGCAGAUGGGAUGACGACGUGGUCUUCAAGAACCAAGCUCGUGGAACAGAAGAUCGAGGCAAGAAGAAGGAAUUCGUCAACGAUCUUCUUCGAUCGGACUUUCACAAACGCUUUAUGAGUAAGUAUGUGAGAUGA